CCCGCGGCGGCCCCCUGGCCGCGCUCGCGCUUCGCGGCGGGCGGUUUGUGACGUCAGCGGUCGCCGAGGAACGAACGGGGCGCAGGUGCAUCCGUUUCCUCAGGGCGAGAGGCGCCGGGCGCGAGCGCCUCCCGCCGCCGUUCCCCGGUGCGGUGCGGAGGAGAAGGGAAGGGAAGGAAAGGACAGGACCGGGCUCUCCCCCCCCCCCCCCGCGCCGCCGCGGGCGGGGGAAGACCGAAGACCUGCGCGGGGAGGACGCGCCAGCUGGCGGGAGGAGGGCGCGGAGACAGCCCCGUCACGGGAGGAGGCGGCGGCGGGGAGGAGGAGGAGGAGGAGAAGCCGGCGCGGAGCCUCGCCUCGCCUUGCCUCGCAGCCCCUCCGCCGUCACCGCCUCGCCGUCCCUGGCCGCCGGAGGUACCGGCGGCCGCCCGUCCUCAUGAUGGCCUCAACCACCACCUGCACCCGGUUCACCGACGAGUACCAGCUCUUCGAGGAGCUCGGGAAAGGGGCGUUCUCCGUCGUGAGGAGAUGCAUGAAAAUCACCACAGGACAGGAGUAUGCUGCCAAAAUUAUCAACACCAAAAAGCUCUCGGCUAGGGAUCACCAGAAACUGGAAAGAGAAGCUAGAAUCUGUCGCCUCUUGAAGCAUCCCAAUAUUGUGCGGCUUCAUGACAGCAUAUCAGAAGAAGGAUUCCAUUACUUAGUCUUUGACUUAGUCACUGGAGGUGAAUUGUUUGAAGAUAUAGUUGCAAGAGAAUAUUAUAGUGAAGCAGAUGCCAGUCAUUGCAUUCAGCAGAUCCUGGAGGCUGUGCUACACUGCCAUCAGAUGGGCGUAGUCCAUCGCGACCUCAAGCCUGAGAACUUACUUUUAGCUAGCAAAUCCAAGGGAGCAGCAGUAAAACUGGCGGACUUUGGAUUGGCUAUAGAAGUCCAAGGAGAACAACAGGCUUGGUUUGGCUUUGCUGGUACUCCAGGAUACCUUUCUCCAGAAGUGUUACGAAAAGAUCCUUAUGGAAAACCUGUGGAUAUGUGGGCGUGUGGUGUCAUUCUGUAUAUCCUCCUGGUGGGAUAUCCUCCUUUCUGGGAUGAAGACCAGCACAGGCUUUACCAGCAGAUCAAGGCUGGUGCUUAUGAUUUUCCCUCACCAGAAUGGGAUACAGUGACUCCUGAAGCAAAAGACCUUAUCAAUAAGAUGCUUACCAUCAACCCAGCAAAACGUAUCACAGCAUCAGAAGCACUAAAGCAUCCGUGGAUCUGCCAACGUUCUACUGUUGCCUCUAUGAUGCACAGACAAGAGACUGUGGAUUGCUUGAAGAAGUUCAAUGCAAGAAGAAAACUAAAGGGGGCCAUUUUGACAACUAUGCUGGCUACCAGAAAUUUCUCAGCAGCCAAGAGUUUACUGAAAAAGCCGGAUGGAGUUAAGAAAAGGAAGUCCAGUUCGAGUGUUCAGAUGAUGAUAAACAACAAAACGAACGUGGUAACCAGCCCCAAGGAAAAUAUUCCUACCCCGGCGCUGGAGCCCCAAACUACAGUAAUCCACAACCCUGAUGGAAAUAAGGAAUCGACCGAGAGCUCCAACACAACCAUCGAGGACGAGGAUGUGAAAGCUCGUAAGCAGGAGAUUAUCAAGGUUACCGAGCAGUUGAUUGAAGCUAUCAACAAUGGGGACUUUGAAGCUUACACAAAAAUCUGUGACCCAGGCCUUACAUCUUUUGAACCCGAAGCUUUGGGUAAUCUGGUAGAAGGGAUGGACUUUCACCGGUUUUACUUUGAAAAUGCUUUAUCCAAAAGUAAUAAGCCGAUCCACACCAUUAUCCUCAAUCCUCAUGUCCACCUGGUGGGCGACGACGCCGCUUGCAUUGCGUAUAUCCGGCUCACGCAGUACAUGGAUGGAAGCGGGAUGCCAAAGACUAUGCAGUCAGAGGAAACGCGGGUCUGGCACCGUCGCGAUGGGAAAUGGCAGAACGUUCAUUUUCACCGUUCAGGGUCACCAACAGUACCUAUCAAUGCCUAGCACAGCGGGAUCCCAGUCGCGACUUCGGCCCCUAGAUGCUACGCUAAAAAUAUCAGCGGUGCCGCUCUUGCAUUUUCUGUACCCAACGCACCUGGUUGAGCACCAUCUUGGCCAUCCCGUUCUCUUCAUGCAUGUUUCUGAGUGCAUGAAGUUGUGAAGGUUCUUCAUGUAACACGUUUGUGAUGCACCAUGUUGCUGUAUAUUCCAUCCGUACACUGUUAACAUUUCAAUGAAGGUGAUGUUCCAUGCAAAUAGAGAAUAACAAGGCAUAAAAGACAAAAAAAAAAAAAAAAAAAAAAAGAUUUGAUGGACAGCAGUAGAUACAGAAUACAUUUGUCACUUUCUCCAUUUAUGCCAAGUUUUGACAGACAACUUUAAAAACUAUCGUGUUUAUUAAAAAAAAAAAAGAAAAAAAAAGAAAAAGUACAUUUUACCCUCUUUUUUUAAGAACUGUUUUUUGACUCCUCCUUUUCCCCUGAGUUCCGGGAUUUUGCUUUGGUUCUGGUAGGAAUGGUUAGGAUUUCCGCUGGCAGCUCCGUUACUGUAAAAACAGAUUUUUAAUACAGCAUGUAGAUGGACGAAAUCACUGAUAAAUGUGGAAGUGAUAAUAUCUUGGCUUUGUACCAGCUGAAGCCUUCUUAGUUUAUUAGUCUGUGUAAACUGGAAAAAUCUCAUCGUUUGCUGGCUUGGUCUCUUCAGAAUUAACUGUCGGCGUUCUGGGGAGCCAGCGGCUUCUUUUUUUGCUUUUGAGUCUUUACCUUUGCUUUCUUACUGUGCUAACUGAAAAUUUCUAUUGGAUGAUGAAGCAAAAUUGAAAACUGUAAGGAACUAAGUGAUGAUUGAGGGGGCAGUUUUUGAGGAUAUAACACGGAAGAAUAGAGAAACAUAGAUUUUUAUCACUUUUAGGGUGUACUGUAAAUUUUAUAUGGAGGCUUGAAAAAAUAUAAAAUUUUGGUUCGGCCAUAGACCAGUUGCGUGGUUAAUACACUCGAGAAAUACUAGGCCUUAAAAGCUUCGUACGAAGAGCUUACCUACUGUACGCUGCUGCUCUUGCUUCUCUGGAAAGAUAUUGCGGAUAUACACCAGUGUUCUCGUGAGACUCUAACGCUUCGCCACAGAUUUGUUUCUCCCCCCUCUUCCCCCUCAAUCUGCUCUUGGUUUCUAAAAAUCCCCGCGCAGCGUACGGUAUCGGGGACGACAGGUCCUGCAGCGUUACCGACUUGGUGUGGCCCCUGGUCCCUUGCCGCAAACGCCUGUACGCUGUGCGGGGAACGCUUUGUAACAGGGACUGGUUUGGCUUCCCUUACGUUGCUGUGAAAAUGCAUCCUUGCGAGCAUUUAGGUUUAUUCCCUUCCAUUUUGAAUAGAAAAAAUACAGAGAUCGGUUUUUUUCUCUUUUUUUUCUCUUUUUUUCCCUCUCUUUUUUUCCCUCUCUUUUUUUCCCUCUCUUUUUUUCCCUCUCUUUUUUUCCCUCUCUUUUUUUCCCUCUCUUUUUUUCCCUCUCUUUUUUUCCCUCUCUUUUUUUUCCCUCUCUUUUUUUUCCCUCUCUUUUUUUCCCCUCUCCUUUUUUUCCCCUCUCCUUUUUUUCCCCUCUCCUUUUUUUCCCCUCUCCUUUUUUUCCCCUUUUCUUUUUUUCGUUUGUAAUUGUUCUGUUACCAACAGGGCUAACUGUUUUCUGCAGCGCUGUAUAGUGCACGGUAUCUCAGUCGACGUCCUUUUUAGCGGUGAAAAAUUUCCAACUCGGCAGCCUGAAGUUUUUAAAAUGGGAAAGCUUCCUAAUUUGUAUCGUUUCACCUUUCUGUGUUGAUUACUAAUCAAAAGCAGUUCUUAAACAUUUUGAUGUUGUUACUAGUGGAUGUAUGGUAGAUGGAUUUAAGCUUCUCUGAUAAUUACUACAUGAUUUUAAACAAUAUAUAUUUAAAAUAAGCAUCUACAAUAAAUGUGUUGAGCCAUAUUAACCUGCCAAUGGGAUCUGUGAAAAAAGUAAUGGCCUCGGUUUUUUUCUCAUUAAUUUCUUUACUUUUUUUUUUUUUGUGAAGCGGCUAUAAGUGGCAUAACUGUAUUUAAAAUUAACAAAUUAGGUGUAGGGUGUUUGGUUUUGUUUUUUUUUUUUUAUACUUCUAACAUAGCAUGUGGUGUUGACGUAUUACUGUAGACCAAGUUUGUCUUCCACGCCAAGACGUGAGGAAAUUGUGAUUUGUUCUCUCCACCACAAUUGAAUUAUACACUCCUGUCAUUUUGGAACACUGCAGUUUACCAUGGGACACAGUGUACAUAUUUCUUGCCAUAAUGGUAAAUGAUUGAUAUAUUUAAGGAUUAAUAAAUUUGUGAUUUCUGCUGA
Grus americana (Whooping crane) is the source of this 4354-nucleotide messenger RNA. RefSeq names its product calcium/calmodulin dependent protein kinase II delta (gene CAMK2D). The record is from RefSeq and is a predicted model, not a curated record. Gene Ontology annotation, molecular function: ATP binding; calcium/calmodulin-dependent protein kinase activity; calmodulin binding. Lineage: Eukaryota; Metazoa; Chordata; Aves; Gruiformes; Gruidae. The transcript is spliced from 23 exons. Gene Ontology annotation, biological process: protein phosphorylation. The coding region runs from base 437 to 2014 and encodes 525 amino acids. Gene Ontology annotation, cellular component: neuron projection; cytoplasm.